GAUAAAGAAUGGGUGACAAGAAGAAGAAAGCUCAGAUGUUUGUAAAACUAGUUUCUGCUGCCGGCACUGGGUUCUUCUAUGUUAAGAGGAAGCCAAGGCAAUUUACUGAGAAGCUUGAGUUUCGAAAAUUUGAUCCUAGGGUUAAUCGUCAUGUUCUGUUUACAGAGGCCAAGAUGAAGUGAUUUGGUAUCUUUUAUGGCUUCAUUUCCAUUGUAACUGGAUCAGAUCAUUCUGAUACUUCUCUUUGAAACUCUUUUCUAAUCUAGUGUUAAUUUUUUAAUCAUGCCAAUCUUUUCACUGUC
Molecule: messenger RNA, 302 nt
Organism: Vigna unguiculata (cowpea)
Lineage: Eukaryota; Viridiplantae; Streptophyta; Magnoliopsida; Fabales; Fabaceae
Source: RefSeq, a predicted model, not a curated record